AUGAACGGCGGAUCCGAUGUUGACGUCGUCCAGCACGUUCUACGCCACAAGACGGACUACUACCGCAUCUUCAACCUCGAGCGGAGCUGCACCGACGCGCAGAUCAAGUCCGCCUACAAAAAAAUGGCCCUACGAUGCCACCCCGACAAGAACAAACAUUCCAACGCCGCGGAGGCCUUCAAGAUCGUCGCGGAGGCGCAUUCGACGUUGAUCGAUGCGGGCAAGCGGCGCGUUUACGACCAGGUCGGCCCCGCCGGCGUCCAACAACACGAGCGAAGUGGGGGGCGCCGCUCCUACGCGGCCCAUCCCGCCGGGGGGGUUUUUAUGGCGGGCGGCGGCCACGCCGCCGCGCGGGACAUCUUCGAGGAGUUCUUCGGCGGCGGCAUUUUCCAUUCCUACCCGCGGAAUUUUUAUCCCCCACCCCCCAUCCUAGGGCCGCGGCCGGCGGCGCGGCCGGGGCGCGCGGCCCCUCCGACGCCGACGCGACCCAGGGUCUUUUUAUGA
Messenger RNA from Phytomonas sp. Hart1, 504 nucleotides. NCBI's taxonomy places the organism in Eukaryota, Euglenozoa, Kinetoplastea, Trypanosomatida, Trypanosomatidae. The record is from the annotation of a GenBank genome assembly.